Messenger RNA from Diaporthe citri, 729 nucleotides. RefSeq lists its product as uncharacterized. The transcript has 2 exons. Lineage: Eukaryota; Fungi; Ascomycota; Sordariomycetes; Diaporthales; Diaporthaceae. Bases 1 to 729 code for a protein of 242 amino acids. The record is from RefSeq and is a predicted model, not a curated record.
AUGCUCAUGUUGGUGUCUCAGUUUGGCUAUAUCACCCUUCUUUUGGCAACGUUCAGCAUCCCAGACAACUGUAGUGGAGACGUCCGCUGCAUCUCCGAUCUUUUGCUCUCGCUUGAGACUCGCGACGACAUCACGAAGCUUGUCCUGGACUACACUUCGUUUGAACUCGCCCUCCGCCGCCUAGUAGCGAAGGGAGUGGACUUUCCGGAGAACGACGCGUCGAAAAUUGCCUCCCGUGCAACCGCUCUCAAGCAACAUUGGGAGAAAACCGGGCAGGACCAUACCAACGGCCCACAAGACGUCGCCUACCCACCACUGCUGUCGGCCGUGCCCGAUAAGCCCAAGGACUGGAAGCUUGAACUCGGCGACAAGGCCAGGGAAGAGGCUGAAAGGUACUACCACGCCCUCAGAACGCAGCGUAAGUACGCCCAACGUUGCUUCCAGGCCAAAUCACCCAUGCCCAUGGCCUGGGUGCCACAGGGCGGUGACGCGUGGGCGAAGACGGCCCGCACCAAGGUUGAGUCCGGCGACUUGUUUCACAGCCGCCACUGGGCCCCGGUGUGGAUGAGCUUUGAUCUGGCCUCUAUCGAUGUGAUGUUUGGUAUGGAGACGGCAGGAAUGACUCAGGACGAGAGCGAUGAGUACUAUGACGCCUCUGGGACAGUGUCAGGGAUGAGGGCCCUGUUCGAGGGCAGAGACCUCCGAAGCGAGGAUGUUUUGAGAAGUUGA